UUUUGCCGCCUCUAUUCUGUCGAACACUUGUCAUGGUUAGCCUCAAUAACGAGAUUGCAGAGAGGAUCAUUCAGGCAAUGCUGUUGGACGAGCCUUCUCCUUCUCCAUUGGAUAUGGACAUUAUUAUACCAAAGGAGACUCACGAUUUCAUUGAAGAAUUUCAUAAAAAUAAAAUUAAACUCGAACAGAUUUGUAAAUCAAUGGAGCAAGUACUUGAGAAAUGGGAUGUGAAAAUUCGUCCAGCAAGUGCUGCUCCUUCGUUAGAUGCAAGACUGACAUAUCCACAUAAAUGUGCUGAACAAUUAGGAAAAAUACAAAAGUUGCCAUUCACUGACGAUAUUGAUGAAGUAAAUGAAGUAUUAAUUGCAACACAAGUAGCUUAUUCUGAUUUGGCAACUUUGGAGAGAGAACAUUUGGUUAAGCUCUACAAAACUGUUAUUGAGAAAAUCUUCAAAGGCUAUUUAGUUAAUGAAGUGCCAGGAAUUGAAAGGAAUAUUAAAUCAACAAACGAGGCAGCCCUUGCUUUAGGUCGAGCAAUUGAAGUUGUUGAAUUAAAGCCAACUCCGAUUAACAAAGAAUAUCUUUCCAAAGCUGAAAGUAAUUUUAGCUUUGCAUUAGUGAAGAUGGAUCAAUAUGUUCGGAGUUUUCCUGAUCGACAGAAAGAAUUCGCUCGUGGUGCUAAUUUAUUUGCCCAAGGAUUACGUGAACAUUAUGUUCGUCUACACCGUUCGAUGAAUGCAACAUUGGAAUUAUUGGACAAGAAGUUGGCUUCUCACCGUAAUGAACAAGAAGAAGGAGGUGGAGCAGUACAGGGAGAAGAAGGAGCAGAGGGAGAAGGAGGAGAAGUGGAAGAGGUAGAAGGAGGAGAUGAGGGGCAAUAA
Messenger RNA from Meloidogyne enterolobii, 881 nucleotides. NCBI's taxonomy places the organism in Eukaryota, Metazoa, Nematoda, Chromadorea, Rhabditida, Meloidogynidae. The record is from the annotation of a GenBank genome assembly.